This is a messenger RNA of Peronospora matthiolae, 222 nucleotides long. The record is from the annotation of a GenBank genome assembly. NCBI's taxonomy places the organism in Eukaryota, Oomycota, Peronosporomycetes, Peronosporales, Peronosporaceae.
AUGAAGUUGGAUGAUCGUGAAGUGGGCGGCAUUUACGACACUCAAGUGCUAAAUCCGGAAGCGGUCGUUCACGUGACGAAGGACAGUGAUGAAAUACAGAUUCAGCAUCAAAAGAUGGGCAGCCAGAUCUGGACGAACCCAUGGAAGAUGUUGAAGAUCCGGUCGCAGACGUGGAGAUGGACGAUGUGGAUUCUACGUCAAGCGUCAGUGCACAACAGCUGA